GAAUAGUACAGUACAGACUUUGAAAGACUUGAUACAUGCCAACUUCUAUUCUACAAGUCUUGUUUCGGUCAAUCGUUUGUGAUGAUCCGGACUAUUAUCUACUACCAACCUUCCUUCUAAAGCCACGUUGGACGACCUCGGAAAAUUCUACGCCUGGUUCAGGGGUAUAGUUGAAGGGUGGAGGAAGCUUUCAACGAUCGAAUCUGUCACAUUGGUGGUAAUCUUGAGCAAAGAACUCUUGGAGACACUAUCAUCCGCAUCCCCUUCUCUCCCUAGUCCACCUUCGAAAUGCCCUCCGCAUCUUCGCCCAUUAACUAUCCUCCGAGUUCAUCACCACCAAUUGCAAAGCGCCAGCACCCGGAGAAGAGUGUCGAUGAUCGGAAACCAAAGACAAUUGGAGGCUUCUUGCAAGAUGACGAUUCCGAUGACGACUUUGCCCGCGUCGAGCCUGCACCGAAGCGCCGUAUGCUUGAGAAGUCGCCAUGUCCAGAAGAAGAGCAGGGUCUAGGACAAUCUAGUGUGCUAAACACACUCAGAAAUACAGUACAAGAGGAGGAGAUACCAAAUGGGAUUGAGGUAGCUGACGACGAAAUACUGGAACCGGAUGUCCCUGGAGAAGUAGUUCUCCCAGUCGGCGAAGCAAGCGACGAUGAAUUCCACGACAUCGAUUCCGAGGCCUUGCCGACGUUCCUAGCCAAGAGAAAGGGAAAAUCUUUCAAUAUUGUCACAUCCUCUGGCAAGACCAUCAUUAUACAUGAGCGAAAAAAGACCGCUCCUCUGCCUUUUGAGCAACUAGUAGCAUCAAGAUCAACUACGAAGGCUGGCCGUGCCAAGAAGAGUUACUAUGGAAUCGAUAUUCACGAGUUGAUUGAUGAAGCUUCUGAACAGCAGAAAAUGGUAGCGAAGGCGCCACAACCUACAAAUGAAGUUCUACCUUCAGUAGAAACUCCAGGGGCGAAGCCAAAAUCACGGAGAACUCUUAUGUGGACUGAAAAAUAUCGAGCACGGCAUUUCAUGGAGCUUGUUGGUGAUGAUCGCACACAUCGACAAGUCCUUCGUUGGCUAAAAGCUUGGGAUCCCAUUGUAUUUCCGAAGUCGGGGAAAGCAAAACCAGCUGUGAUCAAAAGACCAGGCGCAGAAGUCGAGGAGGAGAAACCUCACCGGAAGAUUCUACUGUUAACUGGCCCUCCUGGACUUGGCAAGACGACUUUAGCACAUGUUUGUGCCCGACAAGCCGGCUACGAAGUCAUGGAGAUCAAUGCAAGUGAUGAGCGAAGUCGAGACGUCGUGAAGGGAAGGAUAAGGACUAGUGUUGGCACAGAAAGUGUCAAGACAGGCUCUACGACUACGACCAAAUCCGGACAGGUCAAAAAGAUUGCACAGCCUCUCUGUGUCGUUGUGGACGAAGUUGAUGGUGUUGUAGGCGGGUCAGGUGGAUCAGGAGAAGGUGGUUUCAUCAAGGCUUUAAUCGACUUGAUCAUUCUAGACCAGAAGAACUCAUCUAGUGACAUCUCCGGCACCGGGCAAACGAGAAAGAAGAAGAAAGGCGAUGAUUUCAGGCUACUGCGACCUUUGAUUCUCAUCUGCAAUGAUGUUUAUCACCCAUCCCUGAGACCAUUGCGUCAGUCUAGCUUCGCCGAGAUCAUUCACGUCCGGAAACCUCCUAUGGAUGCUGUUGUUGGUCGUAUGAAAACAGUGUUCGAGAAAGAAGGCGUUUCUUGUGAUAGUGACGCUGUACGAAGAUUGUGUGAAGCCACAUGGGGAGUCAAUGCAGCUGAGUCUCGUAAGGGUCGAGAGACUACAGGUGAAGGCGACCUCAGAGGUAUCAUGGUAGUGGGAGAGUGGGCAGCCGGAAAACUGAAAGCCUCCACCAAAGAUGGCAAAGCAAGAUUGACCAGGAAAUGGGUGGAUGAUAACAUGAUGAGCAACCUCUCACAUGGUGGAGGUGGUGCUAGAGGAAUUGGACGUGGUGGUGCCAAAGAAGUUGUCAAUCGGGUCUUUCUUGAAGGAGCUGGUUUCCCAAAGACAGCCUUUGCCAAUCCACUACCUGGGUUCUCCAACGAACUACCCCAAACUCAACUGGGAGUUGCAGAACUGGCUAAGAAAGCUGGUAUGGAUAGGCUACGAGAAAUGGUCGACACCAGCGGAGAUAUUGAGCGCAUAGUGACUGAUAUAUUCUCCGAUUAUCCAAUCCAGCCUUUCAACGACGACUCAAUGUUAACGAAGCCGGACGCUGCGUACGAGUGGCUGCACUUCCACGACGCUUGCUCUUCACGAGUGUUCACAGCACAGGAGUUUGAACUUGCUCCCUACCUCAGUCAACCUGUUCUAGCAUGCCACCAUCUUUUUGCAUCACCUGCGCGCCAUCACUUCACGGGAGCCGAGACGAAAAAAUGGGGAGAGGAAGAAGAGAAGGAAGAACCGUUGCCUUUCUCUGGUCCUCGAGCAGAUUACGAAGCCCACGAAGCAGAGAAAUCGAACCGUGCUGCGAUUGUCGAACUUCAAGCCAGCCUCAACGCAACCCUCUUACGAAGUUUCAGAAGUCCCGAGGACAUCGCUACUGACCUAUUGCCAUAUCUUGUCAGGAUGCUUACUCCGGAAAUUAAACCAAUCAUCGUAGGAGGUAGUGGUGAUCAAAAAGGGAUCGCUAGUGUCAGGAAAGAGGCAGAGAAAGCCAUGGUUAAGAGAUCGGUGGAAGUCAUGAGUGCUGUAGGAGUUAUCUUCGAGCGUGGCAAGCUGGAGAGUGACUUUGGCAAUCGAGCUACUCAAUGGGUUUAUAGAAUGGAACCACCGCUGGAUACGCUGGUCACAUUCGAGACUGGUCUCUCUUCGGCGUCAGCAGGUCCAGCUCCAGUCAGAUACGCCGUCCGCCAAGUACUUGAUCAAGAAUACCAGAAGAACAUAAUUGUUCGUGAAAACGCCGCAAGACAAGCUCGAUAUAAAGCCGGCAAUCCUCACGAUGAUACUGAUGCUAUUUUGCAAGACAAAGAGAAUCCUAUGUACCAGAUUCAGGAUAAGCUUUCUGAUGUGAAGAAAGACUUCUUUGGAAGAGUUAUUCGAGACGCGAGGCCUCUGCAGGAGAUCGACGGUAAUGCUGAAGCAGACGGCAAAGGACGACAAGGAAAGAAAGGCUCGAAGGAGGAUGUGAAGGUUUGGGUGAGUUAUCAUGAGGGGUUUUCGAAUGCUGUUAGGAAGCCGAUUACGAUUGAGGAGUUAUUGAGAGGUUUGUAGAGACGAGGUAAUGAAGACCAUGAAAG
Mollisia scopiformis is the source of this 3257-nucleotide messenger RNA. RefSeq lists its product as uncharacterized. Gene Ontology annotation, cellular component: nucleus. Bases 289 to 3231 code for a protein of 980 amino acids. Lineage: Eukaryota; Fungi; Ascomycota; Leotiomycetes; Helotiales; Mollisiaceae. The transcript is spliced from 3 exons. Gene Ontology annotation, molecular function: DNA binding; ATP binding; ATP hydrolysis activity. The record is from RefSeq and is a predicted model, not a curated record.